Messenger RNA from Daucus carota subsp. sativus, 1436 nucleotides. RefSeq lists its product as uncharacterized. The record is from RefSeq and is a predicted model, not a curated record. The coding region runs from base 378 to 1193 and encodes 271 amino acids. The transcript is spliced from 9 exons. Lineage: Eukaryota; Viridiplantae; Streptophyta; Magnoliopsida; Apiales; Apiaceae. Gene Ontology annotation, molecular function: protein binding.
AAUAUUUUUACGAGAUUUAUAAAAAUAUCUCGGUGAUGUUUUGAAAAUAUUUUGUGGCAAGUUAUACCGUAAAUUGUUAAAAAGCGGGUUACAAUUUCAAGCACCGCCUAUGUAUAUACACAAACAACAGUUCCUCUCUGUAUAGUCUCCCUCCCUCUCCUAAGUCUCUCUCAUCUCUUUCAAUUUCUACCGACUCUGUCUCUCACUCCAACAACAGUAUUGCUCCGCUUUCCCCCGAUAGUCGCCGUCGUGUGGCCACCGCCGCCGUCCUGUUUUACGAGCCACUGUUGAAUCAUCCCGCAGCAACGCCUUCGAUUUCAAUUGACUCUGAAAGAUUGUUGUGCUUGAUUCAAAUCUCGAAAUUUAUAGCCGAAAAGAUGAUGCGGUCGUUAAUUAAGGCUACUGCUAAACGCAGCAUUCAUCUUGCUCAACUUAAUUGCCAGAGAGGGAUGCACACCAGAAAUAAAAAGGCAAUGGAGCUCAUCGCUAAAGGUUGGAGUGCCUUGAAAGAAGUUGAUAGAGUGAUUGAUUAUUGUGAACUUAAUGAUAAACGUCUCAUUCCUCUACUUAGGACAGCAAAGGAAAACUUUGAAUUGGCUCUGGAGACUGACAACUCUAAUACACAUGCAAGAUUUUGGCUUUCCAAGCUGCAUUUGAAGUACCAUGUCCCAGGGGCAUGCAAAGCAGUAGGGGCUGCGUUAUUAGUAGAAGCCGCAGACAUGGGUGAUGCAGAUGCACAGUAUGAACUGGCUUGCCGCUUAAGAGUUGAGAAUGACUAUGUUCAAGCUGAUCAGCAAGCCUUCCAAUAUCUAGAGAUGGCAGUUGACCAGUUACAUCCAGCUGCACUUUACAUGCUGGGAGCUGUAUAUCUGACGGGGGAUUGUGUGAGAAAAGAUAUUUCGUCAGCAAUAUGGUGUUUUCACAGAGCAUCACAAAAGGGGCAUGCUGGGGCUGCUAUAGCAUAUGGAUCCCUUCUUCUUAGAGGUUUUCAAGUUCCAGAGUGUCUAACCAAAUUUACUGUGAAGAAGGACUCAUCUACUAGAACAUCAAGGAAAAAUGCAGAGAACUCUAAAAAAAAUGCACUUGAGAUGGCAAGAGAACAAUUUGAAAUUGCUGCUAAAGCAAAAUGUGAUCUCGGAUUCAGAUGGUUAAAAAGACUUGAUGAAGAAGAGAAGCGUUUAACCAAUCUAUAGUCUAUUAUUUACUGACAGCAGUAAAAGCUCCUAUAGCUGUCAGAUGUUUGUAAGCUGAAGCCUAGGUGUGCUUACAAUUUUAGUGAAUACUACAUGUCCUUAAUAGCCUAGACUUACAGUUGUAUGCUUGAAAUCUUUGCUCGGUUUGGGGUAGUUUUGUGUCAUAAAUGUUUAUGAAUAGAUCUUCACUUGCCUUUAUGGAUUACAGAUUAAUUGCAGCAUAUUUUAAGUAGAAAUUUGCAA